CUUUGACGUCUGACCUAGACUGAUUAGCGCUGGUUAACACAGCAUAUCGUUUACUCAGUCAACUACGUAAAGUUGAUGAGAUCUGUCGUGUUGUUCAACAUGUUUAAAUUGUUUGUCUUCCUCGCUUUUACUGUUGCGACCUGCUAUGGGGCGCAAGGACAAGGCGUCCUUUGUGGUCCUCUGCCCAGGAGGUUGACCAGAUGUCUCAAUAUGGCGCCUGCAAUCAGCGGCGAGAUCCAAGACAAAUGCCAUGAAUCACGCACUGCCACCGAGUGUGAAAGACUGACGUGUAUCUUCCGGGAGUACAAUCUUCUUGACGGUACAACAGUCAACAAGGACAGGACCAAUGCCUUCCUGGACAACUACGUGAAGCAAUACCCGGUCUGGACUACGGCUGUCCAGCACGCGAAGGCUGCCUGUUUGGGCGACGUUGCUCUGAAGCCUCAGGGCAUUGACCUCAACUGCCCCAUCUACGAUACCUUGCAGUGUAUCUUCAGUAACCUGAUCAAGCACGCGAUUCCAUCCCAGUGGUCUACCACAUCAGAGUGUCAGGGGUACCGCGCCUUCGCUGCAGCGUGCCCCAUCUGUCCUGAAGACUGCUUCGCGGCCCAGGUGCCCAUCGGCUCCUGUAACGCUUGCCUGACGCUGCCACGCAGCGCCUAGAGUUACUGU
Helicoverpa armigera (cotton bollworm) is the source of this 672-nucleotide messenger RNA. RefSeq lists its product as uncharacterized. The record is from RefSeq and is a predicted model, not a curated record. The coding region runs from base 76 to 663 and encodes 195 amino acids. NCBI's taxonomy places the organism in Eukaryota, Metazoa, Arthropoda, Insecta, Lepidoptera, Noctuidae. The transcript is spliced from 5 exons.